UAUCAAACAAAAUUACGGCGGGCCCUUAAAAGUUAAAACCAAAUCGAUGAGUCUGGAGCAGCAAUCGACUGUAAUCUUAGGAGGCGUCUGUGUGUAGACAGUUAGGGUGGUGGUCGGAAAGUUGAACCGGGCGUUUCUGUAAUCUUUACACUCAGUCAACUGCAUUCAAAUCCAGAUUGAGGAGGAAGCAAAUGGGUAAUGCUCCAUCAACGCUUACCCAAUAUGAUAUUGAAGAAGUUCAAGAACAUUGCAAUAAAUUAUUCAAUCAGCAAGAGAUAGUUUCUUUGUAUCAAAGAUUUUGUCAACUUGAUCGGACUGCAAAGGGUUUUAUUUCAUCUGAUGAGUUUAUGUCUGUGCCGGAGUUCGCGAUGAACCCUUUAGCUCAGAGGUUGCUGAAGAUGGUUGAUGGUUUAAAUUUUAAGGAUUUUGUUGCAUUCUUAUCUGCAUUUAGUGCCAAAGCAAGCAUUGAGCAGAAAGCUGCCCUUAUUUUCAGGGUUUAUGACUCGGAUGGCAAUGGGAAGGUGACUUUCAAUGACAUCAUAGAAGUGCUCAGUGAUAUGACUGGUUCAUUCAUGACUGCUGAGCAAAGAGAGGCGGUGUUGACGCAAUUAUUGCAGGAAGCUGGCUACACAAGGGACUCUUAUUUGAUGCUAGAUGAUUUUGUGAAGAUUUUUGCAAAUUCAGACAUGAAGAUGGAUGUAGAGAUUCCUGUCGAUUAAGCAUGCACUUGAAAGGAAGCACUUGUUAAUAAUCAGAAACAGAUGUUGCUGGAAUGUGUUGUGGAGCAACCGUGAACUGUAUAUUGAUAUGGACACACUUUAUCAUGCAAACAGCAAACGGAUAAGCAGCCAAUCUGUGUUUCUGAUUAGUUGCUAUGUUGAUUCGGGUUUUAGAUUUUAUUUUCUUUUAUUUUAAAAAAAAAAUUAUUGUGUAGCUGUCAAUUUCUUUUUUCUAGUGUGAAAGGCGUCAUAACGUCAUUAGUUAUUUGCUAACAGCCUUCAGGGCAAUAUCUUCAUAGCAUACACUGGGGUACAUGCACAUUCAACUAUUUCCGUCUUUAGAUUAUCGAUUAUACAUAGACAGAUCUAUUUAUUCCAAGGGU
Messenger RNA from Chenopodium quinoa (quinoa), 1102 nucleotides. Its product is annotated as calcineurin subunit B. Gene Ontology annotation, molecular function: calcium ion binding. The record is from RefSeq and is a predicted model, not a curated record. Bases 192 to 719 code for a protein of 175 amino acids. NCBI's taxonomy places the organism in Eukaryota, Viridiplantae, Streptophyta, Magnoliopsida, Caryophyllales, Amaranthaceae. The transcript is spliced from 7 exons.